Dermatophagoides pteronyssinus (European house dust mite) is the source of this 3031-nucleotide messenger RNA. RefSeq lists its product as uncharacterized. Lineage: Eukaryota; Metazoa; Arthropoda; Arachnida; Sarcoptiformes; Pyroglyphidae. The record is from RefSeq and is a predicted model, not a curated record.
AACUUUAAACGUUCGAAGUGUUUUAAACUAAUCAUAAAAACAUUCAUUCAACAUGAUGUCCUAUUUUCAUCGAAACUCAAUGAAAACAACGCAAAAACAACCGUUUAUGUUGUUCAAAGCUGAUCUAUCUAAGUCAUCAAAAGAUCUUCUGCUUCAACUUCAUCUUGAACGUGAAAAAGUAUUGAAAUUAUUUCAGGAAUCAAGCCGAAGUCGAGUACAACAAAUAUUGGAAGAAUUAAAUCAAUCUAUUGUUAAUUAUACUGCCCUUUUUCGUGGAUUUGCAAUCUCACCGUUGCAUGAUCUUGGUGGCCUUUCAGAUACAUUUUCAAUCAUUCAUCCAUCUCCAUUACGUCGAAUGUAUUCAUUUGAAUGGACAGAUUCAAUCGGUGAACGGCAAUUGACGAUCGUUGGUGAUUCAUUUGUCGAAUUAGCUUCAAUACUUUUUAAUUAUGGACUUUGGCUAAUGAAAUGGUCAACGUCAAUUAGGACAUCGAGUAGGACAUCAAAAUCAAAAAUAUCGAGAUCAUCUUCGUCGAUUAUUGCGAAUCCAAUUGUAAAUCGUGGACAAACAACACCAAUCUCAGCACUAAUUAAGGCAGCCGGACUGUUUCGUUAUAUACGGGAAAAUUUAGGCCGAUUUUUGAUACAAAGUGAUCAAGAAAACAUUUUCGGUACCGAUUUAGAUCCGGAUGUCAUUCGUGCUUAUGAAUUCCAGUGUAAUGGAGAAGCAAGAGAAUUUCUUUUUCUUUCUAUGAUUAAAGGCAAACAAAAAAAACAAUCAAAGAAAAAAACAUCGAAAUCUUCAGUGAAAACAAAUAAAACCAUUGAUAAUAAAAAAAGAAAUAUAUCACCUUCAUUUACAUCGAAAACAAUCGAAAAAACGCAACGAUCAUUAAUGGAUCUGAUACGUUUGGCUCGUAUGACACGUGAACAAUAUCGUCAAUCUUCGGAUUCGAUUGCAACGUCUAUGGAACGUAGAAUAAAAAAAUGGCAUUGUUAUUUACUCAUGAAGAAAUACUUGUUCGAAGGCUGGGAAUAUAUCUUGCUACUACAGGAACGUUCGCAACCACAACCAAUGGUCGAUUUUGAUUAUGCUCCUUUGAGUAUGGAUGAUGAAAAAGUUUUCUGGCAUAAAAUUAAUGAAUGUUUACAAGUUAUUAAUAUUUUGAGUAUCAAAUACAAUAAAUAUGGACAAGAAUUUGCCAAAAAUGAUCCAAAUUCGUGGACGAGUCGUGUGAUUGAUGCAAAAAAAUUCCUUAAAAAUUUUCAAAAUCACGUAAAUAUGGUUAGCGAAGAAAGACGCAUUAAGGCCUUAUCUUUAAUGGCGGAUAAUCCGAUCACGAAUAGAACAAUGGUUUCUACAAAUAUAUUGGAUAAAUUUGUUCGACCAGUAAUAUUUCAUCUACCCAGAUUACAUGACUAUUGGACUGCUGUUGUAAGUCUUGAGUUUGGUGUCGAAAUAUUUAUUCCGAAUUAUGAUCCAUCGUCUCCAACUAAUAUAAAAGUUGCAAAUGUCAAUCUUAUUACACCAUUAUGGCCACAACGAUUUACAACAUUAAAAAAAACUACUCAGGAUUUGGAAAAUUUCGAUCAAUCAUUAGAUGGUCAAUGUCCUGAAUUUCGAAAUUGUUGUCUAAAAUUGAAAAAAUUACGAUUUGAACUACAUUCGAUGUUCGUUGAAGAGGUUAAUCUAAAAACAGUCGAAAAAUUGACUGAUUUCAAACAACAAUUGUUUGAUAAAUUUAAUAAUUAUAUUUCAUGGGCUGCCGGUCUAUUGGCCAAUAAUCAAUCAAGACAAUUAUUCGGAUUUUGUUGGUCAAGCUCCAUUGAUCAAAAUAUUCGUUUUAUAGUAUAUGAUAUUGAAUUUGAAAUUUGUUCAACAAUUUAUGUUUUAGCUAUAUGGCUCUAUAGAUCUGUAUAUGAUUUGUUAUUACCCACUGAUGAUGAAAAAGAGACUAAUUGGAAAAAUCGUGAUUUUGAUUUUUUAAUUCAAACUUUACGUGAAUCGGCCGGUAUGUUUCAAUAUUUAUUAGAAAGAACUAAAUCGAACAAAUAUUUUAGCGAAAAUGAUUGUGAUUUUCUCGAACCGAUUCUUCGAUCAUAUCGAAAUCAUUGUCUUGCUGAAGCUCAAGAACUUUUAUUUCGUUUGUCAACAAUAAGUUGGAUACAAUUAAAAGUUGCCAUUCGAAUAUUACAAUUAUAUUGGGCAAUCAAUGAAGAUUUAAAUGAUUCGGCUACCAUAACCACUACAAAUCGACCUGAAUGUACGGAAAAAAUUAAUUGGCGAUUAUUUUGUCAGAUGAAAUCUUAUCUAUACAAAGCACUUGGAUAUUUUUAUCUAAGCGAAAUGUAUCCUAAAUCUGGUGAACGUACGUUAGCAGCUUUGCAAAAAUGUCGAGCAUUGUUCAAAUUUUUUAUCAAACAACUUAAUGACAAUAAACAAAAUCUACCAUGGAUUGUUGAUAAUAAACGAUUCGAUUAUUUUGAAAAAGUUAUAGAAGAACGUUUUCAACGAAUGUGCAUACAUUUUGUUCUUAAUAAUCAUGAUAAUUAUAUGAAAAAAAAUGAUAUUAAUUUGGAUACUGUUCUACUUAAUCGACAAUUAGAUUCAAUGUUAUUGUUGCAACCGAUUAAAUUCUAUCAACCAAAAGUUGAUGAAUUUUGGCUUAAAGAUAAUACCAUUCAACAAGCAUUGAUGGAUUUAACCAAAACAUCAUCAACAGCAAAAGAAGUUGAAAAUGCUACAACAAAUGUUAGUAGUAGUCUAAAUUUUCCUUCAAAACCGAUUGCAGUCAUCAAACAUAAUCUAUCAGCAACAAAAUCACAAUUAUCGGAACUAGAAAGAAAAAUUCCAUCAAAAACUAUGAUUAUCAUUGCAUCACCUGCAGAUCAGAAGAUUGCUAUUGGCCAAAAAAACAACAAUAAUGAUGAUAAAAAUAUAAAUAAUGAGGAUAAAAAACCAAUAGAUGUGGGAUUAAGAUAUUUUAUCAAACCCAAAAAUAAUGGAUGUGAUAGAAAUAUAUUUUUGUGA